ACUCCGUCAAGAUUAGAUUAGAAUUGUUCAGUAUAUAAAUAGUCAGAGAUUUCGAUAGAAAACCAAGUUGAACCUAAGAUCUUUCGUUAAUAAACGUUGUGGUUAAUAUUCCCUUUUGAUUUCCACUUUCGAUUCUUUUUCGAACUCAAAAAUGUCCAUCCAAUUGUUUCACACUAGUUUAUCUCCACCAUCUCGAGUCGCUCGAGUUUUGGUCAAACAUCUUGGACUGAAAGUUGAAGAAAAGGAGAUCAAUCUCAUGGCUGGUGAACAUCUUAAGCCCGAAUUCACCUCAAUCAACCCUUUCCAUGUUGUUCCAACUCUUGUUGAUGGUGAUUUUGCUCUUUGGGAAAGUCGAGCUAUUUUGACCUACCUUGUUGAUAAACUCGCCCCAGGUAAUUCACUCUACCCAGCUGAUCUCAAGGCUCGAGCCACGAUCAACCGAUGGUUAUAUUGGGACGCUGGUACUUUAUAUGCUACAUUGAGUGCUUAUUAUAUUCCCGUUUUCCAUGGCGGUUCCCUGGUCCCUGAAAUCAGUGAAGUGUUCAAGAAUAAGGUCAAAGAUUUGGACAGUUCAUUGGAGAAGACCAAAUAUGUUGCUGGUGAUAAAUUGUCAGUCGCUGAUCUUUCAAUUGGAGUCACAAUUAACUUUGCAUCCGAUCUUGGGAUCGAUUUGUCAAAUCUUUCCAAUGUUAAUCGGUGGAUCAAACAGUUAGAAAGUGACCUAAAGGCCGACACUUGGUCAAGUUUGGUCGAUCAACCAAAUAACGCUCUUGCUGGUUUUAUUAAAUCCAAAGCUUCAAAAAUGUCCAUCCAAUUGUUUCACGCUAAUUUAUCUCCACCAUCUCGAGUUGUUCGGAUUCUAAUUAAACUUCUCGGUUUAAAGGUUGGAAAAGAGAUCAAUCUAAUGGCUGGUGAACAUCUCAAACCCGAAUUCACCUCUAUUAACCCUUUCCAUGUGGUUCCAACUUUGGUUGAUGGUGAUUUUGGACUUUGGGAAAGUCGAGCUAUUUUGACUUAUCUUGUUGAUAAACAUUCAUCAGGAAACUCACUUUAUCCAACUGAUUUACAAACUCGAGCCACGAUCAACCGAUGGUUAUAUUGGGACGCUGGUACUUUGUUUGCUUCUUUGGCUGCUCAUUUCGGACCCAUUUUCAGAGGCGGUUCCCCAGUUCCUGAAGCUGCUGAACUGUUCAAAACAAAAGCUAAAGAUCUUGAUAAAUCAUUAGAAAAUACUAAAUAUGUUGCUGGUGAUUCGUUAACUUUAGCCGAUCUCACAAUCAGUGUUAAUAUCACCUUGGCUUCCGCUGUUGGAAUUGACCUCUCAAACCUUACCAAUGUUGACCGAUGGCUUAAACAGGUAGAAAGUGACCUAACCUCGGAGACUUGGUCAACUUUGGUCAUCGAACCAGCUAAUGCUCUUGGUGGUUUUAUCAAAGCCAAAAUCGCAUCUUCUUAAUUGUGAUUGUUAUUAAAAAGUUUCAAGUUUCAAUCUUAAUAAAAAACUUCUCGUUCAUUUCAAUUUA
Panonychus citri (citrus red mite) is the source of this 1523-nucleotide messenger RNA. Its product is annotated as glutathione S-transferase theta-2-like. Lineage: Eukaryota; Metazoa; Arthropoda; Arachnida; Trombidiformes; Tetranychidae. The record is from RefSeq and is a predicted model, not a curated record. Gene Ontology annotation, molecular function: glutathione transferase activity. Gene Ontology annotation, biological process: glutathione metabolic process.